AUGACUGGAUUUCAGUUCUUGUUCGUUUCGACUUUUUAUCAAACCUUUAGGGGGCGCUCAACAUCACAUCAUGUAUCGGGUCAGGCGACGAUCCUCGACCAUUUGUUUUUGUAUACGGAUUGUUCUAUUGGACAAGGAGUUGGAAAUACCAUGGAGGCCCAAGGGAACAGCCGACACUGGAAAGAGAUGGGAGACAGAAGACAGAGAAACCGCAAAGGGCGCAACAAAGAGAAAAAAAGCAAAUGGCAUUUUUGGGGGGAAUACCACAGAGGACCGGACGUACCAAACCAACCCGAGGAAAGAGAAGCGGAGGAGCGGGAAGGAUUUUGGCAAGGAAGGGAAUUUUUCUCCUCUGCCGGGAAACUCGAUUUGUUCUGUGGGGGCCUGUGA
Colletotrichum paranaense is the source of this 390-nucleotide messenger RNA. RefSeq lists its product as uncharacterized. The transcript has a single exon. The record is from RefSeq and is a predicted model, not a curated record. NCBI's taxonomy places the organism in Eukaryota, Fungi, Ascomycota, Sordariomycetes, Glomerellales, Glomerellaceae. The coding region runs from base 1 to 390 and encodes 129 amino acids.